UGUGGGUCUUUCACAUGUUCACAUAUCUCGGUGGAGGUUUCUUAACAUAGUUUCGGAUUUUAUAAGACCAACAAUCUGUCUGAAAAGAAGCGGACCUUUUCACUGAACUGAAAGUAGAAAAUAAAACGUACUCAAAAUGAUGACCACCAGAGAACGAUGGCGAGUGUACAAGCGGGUCAGCGUCAUGUUCUUCUUGGCACUAGUGACUCUUGCUGUCGUCCAGAGAGGAAACUUCAGCUUACUACAGGACUUGCAGACGGAGAGAAUCGAAAGACAGGUGCGUACGGAGCUCAUGGGUGAAGUCGACUCGCAAAAUAGGGCAUAUCCUCCCAUUGCUGAAAACUUCUGGAAGAAGCACAUUGAAACAGUUACAGAACAUCCUAAAAUAACAGAAGACCAAAUGCCCAUGACCUGGGAUAUCAGCAGCUCCAACUGCACCGCCAACUUGAACUUCUCAUCUACAGAUUGGUUCGAGGGGCUUGAAUCCAAUUUUAAGCAAUUUCUGCUCUAUAGGCACUGCAGAUUCUUUCCAAUCCUAAUAAAUCAUCCGGAGAAAUGUUCCGGGGAUGUCGACUUGUUGAUGGUCAUCAAGUCUGUAAUAACCCAAUAUGAUCGGAGAGAGGUGAUCAGGCAAACUUGGGGCAAAGAGCAGGUGAUCGAUGGAAAAAGAAUCAAGACGCUUUUCCUUCUUGGGACGUCUUCAAAUGAAGAAGAGAGGGCCAACCAUCAAAAACUUCUGGAAUAUGAGGAUUACAUAUAUGGGGAUAUACUUCAAUGGGACUUUAUGGAUAGUUUCUUCAACCUCACCCUAAAAGAGACUCAUUUUUUGAAAUGGUUCUCCACCUACUGCGGAAACGUCCGCUACAUCUUUAAAGGAGAUGAUGAUGUGUUUGUCAGCGUUCCCAACAUCUUGGAGUACCUGGAGGCAAGCAAAAACUUGAAAUACCUGUUUGUCGGUGAUGUUAUUCAUAAUGCCCGACCCAUUCGCAGAAAAGAGAACAAGUACUACAUCCCCCAAGCCUUGUAUAAUGAGACCCUCUACCCGCCGUAUGCCGGUGGAGGUGGUUUUCUGAUGGAUGGCCCAGUUGCACGUAAACUCUAUGGUGCAUGUGAAACGCUGGAGCUUUAUCCCAUCGAUGAUGUGUUUCUGGGGAUGUGUUUAGAAGUGCUUCAAGUAACUCCAGUUAAACACAACGCUUUCAAAACUUUUGGGAUCGUGAAGGAUAAAAACAGUAAGUUGAAUAGGGAGCCGUGCUUUUUUAGGAGCAUGAUAGUGGUACAUAAAUUGCUCCCACCAGAUCUAAUGAACAUGUGGAAACUGGUCAACAAUGAUACCUUAGUUUGUUCACAGAAAUGGACAUCUUUUAGUCUUGGCGUGUAAAGGAGAUAUAAAUAAAUAUAUGAAUGAAACUUUGAGGUGACUCAAAUACAAAGUACUCAAUUUUUUGAGGAGAACUUUUAAAUGUUUCAAAUGAAGGAGUUUGGGAUUUGCAUAAUGUGAUCAGUGAAGAGAAAGAUGGGCAGAAAUGCAUGCACUUAAUGUUAAACGUAACUACAAACAGGACUGAAUGAACACAGGAAUCUACACCCAUUUCUUUAAUGAGACCAAAUGUGUGUGAAGGCUUAAAGGGUAAAUAUACUCCAGACAUUGAGCGAAACAAAAAAAGGUAAGAUCAUGCACCAGAAGUAUGUGAUGGUCCCAAAUUAAAGGGAAACAAAUAGCCUCUACCUCACCGGUUUUCAGUUUCAGUCUGCCCCAAUGUUACCUUAACAUGUGUUGUUUUUCUCAAGUCAGUUCAUAAAACAAAUCAUGGUAUUAGUCACAUGUGCAUUACACAGAUUAAUAAGAGAUUUCAUCAUAUAUAGAUGAAUGAUAAUAAUAAAGUCAUUUCCAUCUUAUUCUAAGUAUUUAUGAAGUGAACAAUCAUUUUCUCAUAGACUUGAUGCAUUUUGGUAGAGGGUUUAUUUUCAAACUGUGAAACAACAAACUGCUGGUACAUGUAUGUAAUGAUAAAUUAAUUUAUGAAAUUCCUCCUUGAAUUUGGAGGUGGAGCUGGACUUUGUGUAUUUAUUUGUAUGGUUGAAGGUUAUGCAAUGCUCGAUUGUUUGUAAUCUGGACUAAAAGGUGUGAUUGUGUAAAAAGUACUAGAAUGAACAAAUUGAGGUGAAAUGAAUUAGUAUUUGUAAAUAAACUGUUCUUUGAAAAUAAAAUAAAA
Paramisgurnus dabryanus is the source of this 2216-nucleotide messenger RNA. It is a transcript of the gene b3gnt7, whose product is annotated as UDP-GlcNAc:betaGal beta-1,3-N-acetylglucosaminyltransferase 7. The record is from RefSeq and is a predicted model, not a curated record. NCBI's taxonomy places the organism in Eukaryota, Metazoa, Chordata, Actinopteri, Cypriniformes, Cobitidae. Gene Ontology annotation, molecular function: hexosyltransferase activity; UDP-glycosyltransferase activity. Gene Ontology annotation, cellular component: Golgi membrane. Gene Ontology annotation, biological process: protein O-linked glycosylation; poly-N-acetyllactosamine biosynthetic process.